AUGUUGAGCUUACUACUUGCGCUAUUACUUGCCGUGUCCCUUCGGGCGUCCCCACUUGUGUCUCGCCAGGACACGCGGCAAUAUACCAUCCACAACCAGUGCCCGAGCGCUGUCAACCUCUACAUCGCUGGCAACUUCGAAGGCUCGAUCCCGAGCAGGGGGGAUACUACGAAAUCCAUGUCCCUCGGGGCGGGCUUCUUCUAUACUGAUGCGAAUGGCGGCAAUCCCAGUGGUAUCGGUACGUCGCGUGCUGGCUUCGCUGAUGACUUCUAUUACAUGGUCGUCGAUCCCGACCAUAUCAACGUUGGGUUGCAAAUAACACCUCGUGAUCGUCCCUCAAGGAUGGGGUUCUGUCAGACUAUCGAAUGCGGCGAGGCUGGGUGUCCUUUAGCCUUCCCGCAACCACCUACGCGCUUCCCGGCUCCCGCUUCAACCGCACCACCCCCUCCAUACUAUCGCUGCCCCAUCGCAAACACCACGUUUGACAUCACGUUCUGCCCUACAGGAAGUUUCCCUAAUCAAGGCACCAUGAUCCAUCCCAACGACAAUAUGGACAAGUGCCUCGACGUCCGCGGAGCCAACUUCGCGAAUGGAACACCGGUUCAGAUCUACGACUGCAACCAAACCCCCGCGCAACGCUGGUUCCUCAAUCGCGGCAGCACGAAAGUCCAACUCGCAGGAACCAACUUCUGCCUUGAUGCUGGCUCUACGCCAGGAAACGGUGUCGGUCUGAAGAUCUGGCAGUGUUACGACAAUCUGCCUGCGCAGCAGUGGUACUUCACCGACGACAGCCGUAUUGCGCUCGAAGGACAAGAUCUCCUAGAUAUGAAUAGAGGACCCAUCGUUCUUACAAUAGAUGAAGCAGAGUAUCUCCUGGACCAACUCCCGCCUCCAUUCGCAGAUGACGAUGAGCUCGUCAAAAAGUUGCGUAAACGCCUCCAAGAUCUUCUGAGCGAUUUGAGGAACGGAGCAGAGGGCGUCGUUAACAAGGCCUGA
Messenger RNA from Cyclocybe aegerita, 996 nucleotides. NCBI's taxonomy places the organism in Eukaryota, Fungi, Basidiomycota, Agaricomycetes, Agaricales, Hemipholiotaceae. The record is from the annotation of a GenBank genome assembly.